UAAUAUAAAAAUGUCAAGCAAAGUUUUUGUUUUGCGUUGUUUUAUUUUGAUUUGCUGCCUUAAAAACAUCACGUCUGAAUAUAUUUAUCCAGUAAUGGAAACUUCAUCUCGGUAUUCUUACACUGUUUACAAAGAUAGAAAAGUAAAUGACAUCACAAGUAUGGUUGAAGUACACGCAAAUUAUAACGAAUGCAUUACUGCUUGUUAUAACAAAAAAAACUGUAAAUCGAUAGAUGCUGAGAUAAUAGAUAAAAAUUUAUUAAGAUGUCGAUUUUUCGAAAACGAAUCCACAAAAACUAUACAAUCUGCAGGAUUUAUAUACGUUUCUUCUAAACCGCCAAGCUGUUCUCGAAGCUGCAGUUUGAACCCAAAUCCUUGUGGAAAUUGUAGUUGCAUUUCAUCAUGUGCUGCAAGAAAUCGGCGGCAACACGUGUGUAACUGCACUAUAGCAGCUGGAAUAGCUAGGAGUUGCCAAGAGCAUUAUGAUAAUGGUUUUACUAAAACUGCAAUAUACCAAAUUAGUCCUAAUGGUUUUUCAUUUGAAACUGUAUGUGAAAUGGCAAAGUUUGAGGAAGAAAAUCCAAAAGAAAUUUUUGUUAAAAUCAAUGAGCAACUGUUAACUUAUAAUAACUUGAUUGCAAGAUUGCCAUGGCUAGAGAAUGCAUAUUCAAUUUCUUUCAAGUUUAAUCCCAGAUCAUACCCAAUUGGGUCUAAUAGUGUUAUUCAUUUGAGUCUGGGAAAUGAUCUUCAUCAGUAUGGUGAUAGAAAUCCUGGUGUAUGGUUUUUAGGUGUGGGUCCAGGAGCAUUGCAGAUAUUUUCUCCUGUCAAUGGUCAUGGUGAUUACAUAACUGUAAUCGAUUCACUACCACUCAAUAUGUGGUCAAGUAUACGCAUAUCACAAAUUCGUGUUAAUGGAGUUUACAUAUAUUCAGUAAAUUUUAAUGGAAAAACUAUUAGAAACGUUGAAAAUACAAUGCCACAAUCAUUCCAAAACCCUUUUUUAUAUGCUGCAAAUCCAUGGUAUGAGCCUGCUGAUGGUUUUAUUAAAGAUUUGAGAAUAAUAAAUGAUGGGUCUGUUGGAAAAAACAAUGGACAUAUCAAUUUUUUUGACCAAGUCAAAGAUCGUCUGUUGGUAUUUAAUAACUUGAUAACAACAUUGCCAUGGUUAGAAAAAACAUUUUCAAUUUCCUUUAAACUUAAACCUGGGUCAUAUCCAAGCACUUCUGGAAAUGUUAUUCAUUUAACUACCUGGGAAAAUGUUGGCCAAUAUGGGGAAAGAUGUCCUUGUAUAUGGUAUCGCAAUGAUGGAUAUUUGAUUAUUUCUACUGCAAUUAGUGGAUAUGGUGACUUUUAUUUGCCUCAGACCAAGAUGUUACCACUGAAUGUGUGGUCAAGCAUACGAUUAUCACAAACUCAAAUUAAUGGAGUUUAUACAUUUUUUUUGCUUGUAAAUGGAACAGUUAUUUAUAGCGUAGUAAAUACUUAUCCUCAAUCUUUCAGAAAUGUUCGAGUGUAUGCAGCAGAUCCCUGGCAUUCUGUCCAAAAUGGUUUUAUUAAAGAAUUUACCAUUAUUAAUGGAUAUAAUAACUUUAUAGAAGAACUCAAUGAGCAUGAGUUGAACAAAGACAAGUUGAUUGCAAGAUUAUCAUCAUUGGAGAAAGAAUACUCAAUUUCUUUUAAAAUAAAACCUAGAUUAUAUUCAAAUGAUUGGAAAAAUGUGAUUCACUUAACUACUGGACAAAAUUCUGGGCAAUCAGGAGGUUUUGCAGUGUGGUUUUAUAACGAUAGUUCUGGGAGUUUGUAUAUUUCUUCAGCUGUUAAUGGAAAUAAUGAUUAUGCUGUCAAGACCCAGCCUCUGCCCCUGAACCAGUGGUCAUUUAUAAAAGUAUCACAGUAUGAAAUUAAUAGAGUUUACACUUAUGCUAUAUAUUUAAAUGAAAUUAUGAUUCAUACCAUUGAAAAUAAAAUUCCUCUUUCUUUUAAAUAUGUUGAUGUAUAUACUGCAGAUCCAUGGCAUGAUGCACAGAAUGGAUCCAUUAAAGAUCUCAGAAUCAUAAAUGGUAAUAUUGGAAUCUGGCUCCCAAUGAUGACUCGUUUUUCUACCUGGGAAUCAAGUUUUUGGAAUAAAAGUUACGAGGCUUAUGAGAAUGGUUUUGGUCUAAUAAACCAACAAUGGGUUGGUUUAAAAAAUAUUAAUCAAAUAACAAGUGCAUUUUUUACAGAUAUGAGAGUUGAAUAUUUUAUAUUUGAAGAUAUAUCAUUUAGCUCAAUGUAUUACAAUGUUACCGUUGGCUCAAGUAUAGAUGACUAUUUGUUUAGCUAUGAAACAUAUGAUUCAAAAGGAUCUCUUGAACCGGAUUUAUUUAAUGCUAAUGGCACGACGUUUAAAAGUUGUAGUAAUUGGUGGACGACUAGCUGCAAUGAAGCAACUCCUACUUCAACUAAUUACAUCUCUUAUGGCUCCAGUGAAAAUUUGUUUUCUAUACAAUUUUUUUUAAGGACAAAUGGACGCAAGAAGUAAGCUCCAACAUUUUUUAUCAACAUUUUAACGAAUUAAAAUAAUAAACUCUGAUGUUGAAGAAAUAAAAUGCUUCGCACUUGUAUGUGUUGUGUAAUGAGAGUUUUUACUCAACACUAAUUCAUUUUUUUAUAUAUAUAUAUUAUUAUUUAACAUUUGUAAUACACAUUCUAUUGUAAAUAGAAAUUUAUUUGUAGUUAAAAGAAAAUAAUUUAUGCAU
Molecule: messenger RNA, 2738 nt
Organism: Hydra vulgaris (swiftwater hydra)
Lineage: Eukaryota; Metazoa; Cnidaria; Hydrozoa; Anthoathecata; Hydridae
Source: RefSeq, a predicted model, not a curated record